UGGGGGAGCUAGAGCGACGCGCGUGUGGCACUCCGGCCGAGUGGCAGUGCAGGUGUCGGGGCCCAAGGCGCAGCUGCGGCAGUCUCUCUACUUGGCAGAUUACACAUCCAGAGCUUUUUUAAGGGACAGCGCUAAGGGUUUGCUGAAGGAAUCGUUGGUUGGCAAAGAAAAUGAAUACCAGCAAGGACUAUGAUUAUCUCAUCAAGUUUCUGGCUCUUGGUGACUCUGGUGUGGGGAAGACAAGUUUCCUUUAUCAGUACACUGAGGGCAUAUUCCAACAGCAGUUCAUUUCUACUGUUGGAAUUGACUUUCGGGAAAAACGAAUGAUUUACAAGGGCAAUAGUUUUGCUCGUCCACAGGGUGUCCAUCUUCAGCUCUGGGACACAGCUGGGCAGGAAAAGUUUCGUAGUUUAACCACUGCAUUUUAUCGGGAUGCCAUGGGUUUCCUGCUACUGUUUGAUUUGACUAAUGAGCAGUCAUUCCUCAAUAUUAGAAGUUGGCUGGAGCAGCUAAAGACUCAUGCAUACUGUGACAAUCCUGACAUAAUACUGUGUGGAAACAAAGUGGAUUUAGCAGAUCAAAGAAUGAUUUCUGAACAGCGGGCCAGAGAUGUUGCUGAGAAGUUUGGCCUCCAGUACAUUGAAACCUCAGCUGCUUCAGGCCAAAAUGUAGAAACUGCUGUAAUCCACCUUCUUGAUGCUGUGAUGAAGAGAAUGGAAAUGGCAGUGGAUUCAAGUCGUCUUCCAGGCAGAAGGGGCCGUGCUAGAACAUUGCAGCAGCAGGAGGAUGAUGAAGCUGAAGAGACAGAGGGACGCUGUUCAUGUUAAAUGAUGGCCAGAUCACCCCAAGCUUUAGAUGUAUUCUUGACAGUCUGUACUAGUCAUUUCCAAAAUAGAAUAUUUAAGCUUUUAAAAA
Molecule: messenger RNA, 915 nt
Organism: Penaeus monodon (black tiger shrimp)
Lineage: Eukaryota; Metazoa; Arthropoda; Malacostraca; Decapoda; Penaeidae
Product: ras-related protein Rab-27A-like
Exons: 6
Coding region: 171-827 (218 amino acids)
Biological process (GO): positive regulation of exocytosis; melanosome transport
Cellular component (GO): melanosome; secretory granule
Molecular function (GO): GTPase activity; GTP binding
Source: RefSeq, a predicted model, not a curated record